AAUCAUACGUAUCGCUCGUUCAAAAAUUAGAAAAAAGAUGAACGCCACGAGUCUUUACGUAUCAACGUGUCGAUUAGUUUUACAAGCAGACGCUGAUGAUCCAAAUUCGUGGACAGAUCUAUAUAGGCUAGUUCCGUAUUUGCGACAGAGCCUUAGCUGUACUGUGUGUUCAAAUUUGUUAAUUGAACCUCAUACACCAACUGAAACUAAUUGUCAACAUCAUGUGUGUCGUGGGUGUAGGGGUGGACGUAAGAAACUUAAACCUUCGUGUGGUUGGUGCAAGGACUACGACAAAUAUGUCGAGAAUGUUCAAUUACGAAUAUUGUUACAGUGUUAUAAAAAACUGUGUGAAUACUUGACAAACACAAACAUUUAUCGAAGUUUAAUACUUUCGGUGUCUUCCAAUAAAACAGGCAAUAGUGCAUCUGCUAUUGGUGUUACCAGUCUUAUGGAACUUAUACAAGAAGGUUCUGGCUUCAAAGAUGAGUUUAAAAGUACUGCUGGUUUGUCAAAGUCUGCGUACAGUAUUUUACCAUGUGUUUACACAAGUACAACUUCAACCCAGACGCAAGGAAAUACUAUACAAACUCCCGAAACGAUAUCACAAAGUAUACCUGAAUUACCUGCUAUUCGUACUGUAUCAAAUGGAUCCUCAAUAUACUCUGUGAUGUAUGCUGGGUCUGGUAACAAAAUAACAAUAAAACGGAAAGCAGCUGCUGUGGAAGAUACAGAAGUAGGACAACAGGAUUUGGAUGGAAGUCAACACAGCUCUGUAGGAGGGGUAAAAUGUAUUCCAUCUUCCCACCUUAAAUAUGGGACCCCUUCUCAGAAAAAAUCUUCAAAGGGCAGCAAAUCGUCAGGUUUUAAAAAACCAAGGUCGAGUUCUGCGCGGAGUAAGAGAAAAGGGUGUAGAUGUGGGAAUGCUACAGCAAUACCUGGAAAACUAACUUGUUGUGGUCAACGGUGUCCCUGUUAUGUUGAAAGUAAACCUUGCGUGGAGUGUAGAUGCAGAGGUUGUAGGAAUCCUCACACAGCAGAUGGAUUAAAGAUUCGGCCACAUAUACCUGAGUUACAUAAUUUACAGUUACAACUAUCAACACCAUUGGACUGCGAUACAUUAAAUUCAGAUCCAUUAGGAUCAGUACCACAAUGCCUUUCAACUUCUCCAACAACAAUUCAAGUAUUAAAUGUUUAUUCAACACCGAGAUUAGAUAUCGAUAACGUACCACAAAAUCUACCUGCCGCCUUGUUAGUAGGAGAAGAUGCUAUGAUUAGUACUGAAAGUGAAGCUGAAGACAGUGAUAUACAAAUUGAUGUGUGAUAAUUCAAAUGUUUAAUAUAUUAAGACCAAUCUGUCUAUUAUUGAAAUAAGAAGUUA
Molecule: messenger RNA, 1378 nt
Organism: Dufourea novaeangliae
Lineage: Eukaryota; Metazoa; Arthropoda; Insecta; Hymenoptera; Halictidae
Gene: msl-2
Product: E3 ubiquitin-protein ligase MSL2
Exons: 5
Coding region: 38-1321 (427 amino acids)
Cellular component (GO): MSL complex
Molecular function (GO): ubiquitin protein ligase activity
Source: RefSeq, a predicted model, not a curated record